UCAAAAUAAACAUUCGCUGAGAAGCGACUCGUCUAACCAGAGUUGCGUGACUGACGGACAGACAGCCAGGCCGACAGACAGUGGUUGUGCUGUUUAAAUGCCGCACUAUGACAGCCGUGGAGCAAGUACCGCCGCCGACUAAAGAGAUGGAGUCGUCCCUCGAUCCAGAGGUUUUGAAGAGAGCAGAUGGUGGAUCAGAAGAGGACCAACUUAUUGUGGGCAAACAUUUCUUGGUAUUGGCUCAGUCUGGGGUCAAUGAAGAGAAAAACGGCACCGAGGCUGUGAAAUGGCUCAUCAUGGCAUCAAAACAAGGCAACGAACCUGCAACAGAACUCCUCUGUCACUGCAAGGAUACACAAAUGGGAAUCACAGAACAGAAUGAAGAACUCAUUAAAUGGUGUAUAAAUACGUCUGCAAUGGAGAAGAAAAUCAGACUUGCUGCCAGGCAGAUGUUUGGCUCUCUCAACAAGACCCACAAAGAAGUGCUGAGCAAAGAUGAGUAUAUGAAAGCCAUAAAGGAAAUCCCAGGCGAUGAACAGGCACGGAAAUUAUUGGCUGCAGCAGGUAAGAAGAUCGGCGAUGCCAUCUCUGAAGAUGCUUUCGUAAAGACCAUCUCCAAGAAGAUCCAAGGAAAGAUUAAUUUGACUGAAGAAGAAGCAGCUGAACAGUCUGAGGUGUACAAGAGAUCAAGCGUUUGGUCAAAGGUUAUGAAACAUCCGAUGACUACGAUCAAAGUUUGUGUCCAGCACGUGUUGGAAGUGGCAUCAACUCGAGGAACCAGUUGGCUGCUCUCUCUCAUCCCGACCCGACAAAUCUAUUUUAUGUUGCUGCUCUUCGUCUACAGUUUCAUCACUCCAGACCUUAUUUUAUUUAUUUUCCCCCUCUUCUUCUUCUACCUUUCCAUUGCCGCCAUGAUAAUUUCUACCUUGCAGAUGUUCUACAGUCGGCAGAAGCUUUCGGAAACAGCUCGGCUGACGUCCGUGUUGAAGAAUUUCGAGAUUGGCGUCGACAUUGAGAAUGUCGAAUCUCAGUUCUGCUGGAAUUCUAUGGCGCCGUAUAUAGUCUUUUUCCUGUCGGUUUUUACUACAGUUUUCAAUUUUUCUCUGGCCGACAAAAUGUACAUACCGUGUUCGGAGUUUUGUGUUAUCUCCCUGCUGUUAGCCAUUAGUUGUUUUAUUGCAUUAAGUGACAGCUACGACCACCUGACCCUAGCAUGUUUGGCUACCAACUUACUUGCCUCUCUUCCGACACUUAUGAAAAAUUUCCCAGACAUCCCUAUUAUAGUCCAACUCCUCCGUUUCAUCUCGUCCCCGUUGUUUGUGAUCAAUAUUGGGCUUGGAUUCAACUUCAACUUCAGCCUCCCGUCCGGUGCCUUCAUCACCCUCCUCUUCCUCUUCAUAUUCAUGGCUAGGAAGAAAUCCUGGCAAGGAUUCUACCGUGUCCUCGUUCCUCACCUGGUCUGCUAUUUUUGGUGGAACUUUGCCAUAAUACUCUUUACUUACACCACCUGGUGGACCUUGGCUCGCGCCACCGUCGGUUACCUCAUGCUGCCCCUGUUAGUGCCACUUUCGUUCUUGACUGCUUGCCUGUCCGUUCUCUACUUCAUUUUCAGAAUUGUACAAUCAGCAGUGUUCGGUAAAAUUCUGACGACUGCUAUUCUGCUCGGGAUUCCACUUGCUCUCACGCAAAGCCACCUUUUGCUCGGAGACCAAAUCAGCUCGAAAUACCGAGUCGCAAAACGAAUUGCAAUCGCCAUUUUCUGUGUCAUUGCUAUUGUUCCUUUGUUCUUCAUUCAGAUUCCUGCGAUGCACGAAGAGACUCAGAGUCAGUUGACAUGGCCUGAAUACAUGCAACGUUGCAGCAGUAUUCCUCCAGGUGAGACCAAAGCGACAACUGCAAUACGCUGUUCGCACCUGCAAGGAAUAAAAGUCGCAUGGAACGGUACAAUUGAAGACAUAACCAUUACAAAAGUGGAGAAUUCGGCAGAGAAAUUUCUUGAGAGUAUACCACUGUUUAUAGCAAAUCAUUUACGCUGUGCCUACGGAGAAGCUUAUGACUGUAAGGAAGAAAACUUUGAAAAUACGGUCGACUACAAACAUUGCCAGCAAAUGAUGUCUCUUGGCAGGACCUGUCACCUCAAAGAAUAUGAUUACUAUACGUUUAAGGUAUUUGUUACCAUGCAAGGAUCUUACAUUCAAUGUUCGUUGCUGGCAGAUUACCGUUUCCAAGACCAGCUGUUGACUUUACGAGUUGGAGAUCGUGUAAGAUUCAUUGGCCUGAUUGCACAAAAUUUGGCCCUGGGUGACCCUAUUCUUCAUCUCCGCUAUAUAUCUACUGAAGACCGAGAUUUGCCUCAGAUGAUAGAAAUUAAGGAAAUCCAAGACAUUUUCCGAAUGAAGUUAGUCGAGAUGUUAUCAAUAAUGGUUCGAUUCUUCAUGUUUCCUUUAUUUGAGUUUGCUUACAAUUAGAACUCUUGACGGUAAAUUAACUGUUCACAUUACAUAUACAUAUAUGUAUACACACGUAUAUGGAUACACACACACACACAUAUAUCCAUGUAAGAUAGAUGUGUGUGUGUGCAUACAUAUGCAUGUGUGU
Messenger RNA from Octopus sinensis (East Asian common octopus), 2598 nucleotides. Its product is annotated as wolframin. Bases 108 to 2468 code for a protein of 786 amino acids. The transcript is spliced from 5 exons. Gene Ontology annotation, biological process: calcium ion homeostasis; endoplasmic reticulum unfolded protein response. The record is from RefSeq and is a predicted model, not a curated record. Lineage: Eukaryota; Metazoa; Mollusca; Cephalopoda; Octopoda; Octopodidae. Gene Ontology annotation, cellular component: endoplasmic reticulum membrane.